This is a messenger RNA of Heterobilharzia americana, 354 nucleotides long. Lineage: Eukaryota; Metazoa; Platyhelminthes; Trematoda; Strigeidida; Schistosomatidae. The record is from the annotation of a GenBank genome assembly.
AUGUGGCUGUUUGUUUAUUCUGUUGAAGUUUACUGUUUUGUUUAUGAAACAACACCACAUAUUGACAGAUAUAUGGAUGCUUGUCAUAUAUAUGCAUGGAUUUUGGUUGAUAAUAUUACUAAGGAACGUACAACGACAAAACAUCAACCGAUCAUAGUUUACAUAAUCCUACGCAUGUGUGGGCACACCAGUCGGUUUCAAGACCGAGUAAAAUUGCCAUUUAUGAAUAACUAUUUACUUCACUCAUUUUGUGGUGCUGCACUGUUGAUUCAGACUAGUAUGAAAGAUAUAGCAAUGUUAGCUAUUGAAAACUGUAGUCUAAAGAGUGAUUCGAUAUGGAUAUCUGAAACAUGA